Cucurbita pepo subsp. pepo (vegetable marrow) is the source of this 1672-nucleotide messenger RNA. Its product is annotated as phenylacetaldehyde oxime monooxygenase CYP71AN24. Lineage: Eukaryota; Viridiplantae; Streptophyta; Magnoliopsida; Cucurbitales; Cucurbitaceae. The record is from RefSeq and is a predicted model, not a curated record. Gene Ontology annotation, molecular function: heme binding; oxidoreductase activity, acting on paired donors, with incorporation or reduction of molecular oxygen; monooxygenase activity.
AUAGGGGUAGUACCAUAUCCUAUAGAGAAUCAAUGGAUCCAAUAUCCCACAAAAAUGUUCAUCAACUUUUGCAACAAAUCACUCAAGCUCCUCUUCCUCUCUUCCUCUUCCUCUUCCUCUUCCUCUUCCUACUUUCACUCAAACUCUUCUCCACCAAAAGCACCAAAGCCUUACCACCAUCACCACCACAGCUUCCAAUAAUUGGCAACCUCCACCAGCUAGGCAGCCUCCCACACCGCUCAGUGGCAUCUCUGUCAGACAAAUAUGGCCCUCUCAUGCUCCUCAAGCUCGGCCAAAUCCCAACCCUCGUCGUCUCAUCCGCAAAGCUAGCUAGAGAAGUCAUGAAGUCCCAUGACACCAUCUUCUCAAACAGAUACCAAAACAGAGCUGCACAAUCAUUAAUCUAUGGAUGCCGUGAUGUGGCCUUUGCUUCCUAUGGAGAGCAAUGGAGACAAGCUAGAAAGCUCUGUGUUUUGGAGCUUUUGAGUGCCAAAAGAGUCGAGUCUUUUCAAUAUGUGAGAGAUGAGGAAGUUGGUGAGCUUGUGAAGAAGAUUCGUAAAGGUUGUGGCUUUGGAGAUUCAGGGGUGAAUCUUAAUCAGCUUUUGAUGUCAACUUCGAAUAAUAUUGUGUCGAGAUGCGUUUUGGGAGAGAAAUUUGAGAAUGGAAAAGGAAUGAGUGGGUUUGGAGAUGUGACGAGGAAGGUUAUGGUGUUGUUGUCGGCGUUUUGUGUUGGUGAUGCGUUGCCUUGGCUUGGAUGGGUUGAUGCGGUGAGGGGGUUCAAUCGGGAACUCAAGAACACUUUUGAAGCGUUGGAUGGGCUGUUUGAUAGAGUGAUUGAUGAACAUAGAGAGAAGAUGAAGAACAGUGAUCGAUCUGGGGAGAUGGAUUUUGUUGAUAUCAUUCUGCAAUUGCAACAACGGGAUACUCUUGAUUAUCGUUUCUCUAUGAACGAUUACAAAGCAAUUUUACUGGAUAUGUUUGUUGGAGGAACCGACACGACAGCAACAGGUUUGGAAUGGGCAAUGGCUGAGCUAAUGAGAAACCCAACAGCCAUGAAAAAGGUUCAAGAAGAGGUCAGGACAGUAACGGGAAAAAAACCAAAGAUUGAAGCGGAAGACAUUCAAAAGAUGAAGUACAUGCAGUGUGUUAUAAAAGAGUCUCUAAGACUUCACCCACCAGUUCCUCUAUUGGUGCCCCGACAGACAAUGGGAACUGUGAACCUUGAAGGCUACGAAAUUCCACCAAAAACUAGCGUUUGGGUCAAUGCUUGGGCAAUUCAAAGAGACCCCAAAAGCUGGGAAAACCCAAAUGAGUUCAUCCCAGAGAGAUUCAUGGAACCAAACUCUGUUGAUUUCAAAGGCCAAGACUUUGAGUUCGUUCCAUUUGGGAGUGGAAGAAGGAAGUGCAUUGGAAUGUCGUUUGGGUUGGCUGCUUUAGAAUCUGUGUUGGCUAAUCUUCUUUAUUGGUUUGAUUGGAAGCUGCCGGCCGGGGAGCCAUUGGAUAUGACUGAAGAACAUGGGCUCUCAGUGUUCAUGAAACAUCCUCUCAGUCUUGUCCCAAUUCCACGCACUGUGUAAUAUUUGACUAUUUCGUUAAUGGUUAUGAGUGAGUGAGUAAGUGAGUAUCAUUAAUAAUGUGUAUAUGAAGUUCUGUAAGAACUACCAUAUGGUUU